This is a messenger RNA of Grus americana (Whooping crane), 1709 nucleotides long. It is a transcript of the gene HOXC11, whose product is annotated as homeobox C11. Bases 1 to 909 code for a protein of 302 amino acids. The transcript has 2 exons. NCBI's taxonomy places the organism in Eukaryota, Metazoa, Chordata, Aves, Gruiformes, Gruidae. Gene Ontology annotation, molecular function: DNA-binding transcription factor activity, RNA polymerase II-specific; RNA polymerase II cis-regulatory region sequence-specific DNA binding. Gene Ontology annotation, biological process: anatomical structure development; regulation of transcription by RNA polymerase II. The record is from RefSeq and is a predicted model, not a curated record. Gene Ontology annotation, cellular component: nucleus.
AUGUUUAACUCGGUGAACCUGGGCAACUUCUGCUCCCAGUCGCGUAAGGAGAGGAGCGCUGAGUUUGGAGAAAGGGCAGGUUGCGCUUCUAAUCUCUACCUCCCCAGCUGUACCUAUUACGUCCCUGAAUUUUCAACUGUGUCAUCUUUCUUGCCACAGGCCCCCUCUCGCCAAAUCUCCUACCCUUACUCCACCAACCUCUCGCAAGUGCAGCCCGUGCGAGAGGUCUCCUAUGGUCUAGACCCCUCAAGUAAAUGGCACCACCGAAGCAAUUACGCCUCGUGUUAUUCCGCAGAAGAUCUGAUGCAUAGAGAGUGCAUCCCGCCUUCCACCAUGACCGAAAUGCUAAUGAAAAACGAGAGCGUGUACAGCCACCACCACCCCAGCUCCAACCACCCGGCAUCGACGGGAUUCUACACCAGCAUGAACAAAAACACUGUCUUGCCCCAAGGUUUCGACCGCUUCUUCGAAAAUGCCUAUUGCGGGGCGGAAAAUCCGACUGAGACCUGCCUGCAGAAGGGUGAGGGCAAAGUGGAGGCAGAGUCCCAACCCCACGCACUGUCAUCCCGCGGAGAGCAAGGUAUAGACCCGGAAGAUGAGGAGGAAAACACAAACCCAGGGUCUUCAGCCUCGUCCUCUUCUGUCACCAAGGAAGGAAGCAAAAGCAGCAAUUCGAGUGCUCCCAGAACGAGGAAGAAGAGAUGCCCCUAUUCGAAAUUCCAGAUCAGAGAGCUAGAGAGAGAAUUUUUCUUCAAUGUCUAUAUAAACAAAGAAAAAAGGCUCCAGUUAUCUAGGAUGUUAAAUCUUACUGACCGACAGGUUAAAAUUUGGUUUCAGAACAGAAGAAUGAAAGAAAAAAAAUUAAGCAGAGACCGCCUGCAGUAUUUCUCUGGAAAUCCCUUGUUGUGAACAUCUUUUGAAAUCCCCUCUGCUGGUGAAGUGUAUGUGUAUUGAGGAGGAACAGUUGCGAGCAUGGGUUUGCCCUCUGAGUCGACAAAGCAACCUCAAAGUUUAAGCCUUUUCGUUACUUAUAUUUGUAUGUCUGGGACAGUGCUGAGUAACAAAAGGAGUGAGAUUUUCUUUCAGUUCCCGCUUCAAGGACUUGGAUUCCAUGAACAUUUUAUUUAACUUUUUUCCUUUUUUUUUUUUUUGGCCUGAACAGGUUGGGAUUCCCCGUUGUUGUUUUGUUGGUUUUUUUUUUUAAUUAUUAUUAUUAUUAUUUUUAUUGUUAUUAUUAUUUAGGCACCCUGUCCAGUUGAAUAAAUGGCAGUGCUGUGUGUUACUACCACGGUGAUUUCAGUAUGCAGCUGUGUUAUCACAAGAGCGGCCAAAGUCUCCCUGUAGGAUCAAAUCACUUCAUCUGGGGUGAGUGUGUGUGUGUGUGUGUGAGUGUGUGUGUGUGAAUGCACGCACGGACAUGUGUGUCCUUGUAUGUGUGUGUGUGCACAUUCACACCCACCCCGCUCAUCUGUGUGCUAAGGCAGAUCAUUAUUUUCACCUCCUCCAUCCAUCCUUUCUAUCUAAAAAUAUAUAUAUGCGUAUAUAUAUGGGAGUCUGUGCGUAUAUAUCCAUAUAUAUAUUCUCUGCAGUAUCAUUUCUACAUUUGGAGUCGGGAGGGGGGGGGAAAUCCAGGCGAAAAUACAUUUGCAAUAACUGUCUCUGAAAUGGUUUGUAAAUAAAUUUCGUAGUGCAUUUUUUUUUCCUGGAAA